CGCGGCACUGACGAGAACAGACUCUCGGCGCGCGCUGAUGACGUAGGCGCCUCUUGGUCUUCUGAAAACAUUGGAGGUUUUUACUGGCAACAAGUAACAGCACAGCCAUGAACUGGAACAAAGGUGGUCCGGGUGUGAAGCGAGGGUUCGGAUUUGGAGGAUUUUCCCUUGCAGGUAAAAAAGAAGAACCUAGUGCACCUCAGAACUCGAACACAACAUCGGGAGCUCCAGGAUCAAGUGGAUAUGGGAAGGGCCAGCAGCUACCAUCAUUCUACAAAAUAGGGACAAAAAGAGCCAAUUUUGAUGAGGAAAAUGCGUAUUUUGAGGAUGAUGAAGAGGAGUCAAGCAACGUGGAUUUGCCGUACAUUCCAGCGGAGAACUCUCCCACACGGCAGCAGAUGCAGUCUGGUGGUGGGUCAGACAGUGAAGAUGACCCACUGGACGCCUUCAUGGCAGAGGUUGAGAACCAAGCAGCUAAAGACAUGAGGAAACUAGAGGAAAAGGAAAAGGAGAAAAAGUCAGCCAAGGGUAUUCGUGAUGACAUUGAAGAAGAAGAUGAACAAGAAGCCUACUUCCGCUACAUGGCUGAGAAUCCCACAGCCGGGCUGAGCCUCGAGGAUGAGGAUGAAAACAUUGACUAUGACAGUGACGGGAACCCUAUCGCCCCCAUCACCAAGAAAAUAAUUUUGCCGCUUCCCCCCAUUGACCACUCUGAGAUUGAUUACCCACCCUUUGAGAAAAACUUCUACAAUGAGCAUGAAGAGCUCAGCAGCCUGACUGUAAUUCAAGAGUUGGAGUUAAGGCACAAAUUGAACUUACGGGUAUCGGGUGCAGCCCCUCCAAAACCUUGUACUAGCUUUGCCCACUUCACCUUUGAUGAGCAGUUAAUGCACCAAAUCCGCAAGUCCGAGUACACUCAGCCCACACCGAUUCAGUGCCAGGGUGUGCCCAUAGCUCUGUCUGGACGUGACAUGAUUGGUAUUGCAAAAACUGGCAGUGGCAAAACUGCAGCUUUUAUCUGGCCCAUGCUGGUUCACAUCAUGGACCAAAAGGAACUGGAGGCCGGAGAGGGGCCCAUCGCCAUCAUUGUGUGUCCCACCAGAGAGCUUUGUCAGCAGAUCCAUGCAGAAUGUAAGCGUUUUGGGAAAGCCUACUCAUUGCGUUCUGUGGCAGUUUAUGGAGGAGGCAGCAUGUGGGAGCAGGCCAAAGCUCUGCAGGAGGGAGCAGAGAUUGUGGUCUGCACUCCGGGUCGUCUGAUUGACCAUGUGAAGAAGAAGGCCACGUCCCUGCAGAGAGUGUCAUACAUGGUGUUUGAUGAAGCAGAUCGCAUGUUUGAUAUGGGUUUUGAAUAUCAGGUCAGAUCUCUUGCAAGCCAUGUCCGCCCAGACAGACAGACCCUUCUGUUUAGCGCUACUUUUCGAAAGAAGAUAGAGAGGCUUGCCAGAGACAUCUUGGUCGAUCCUAUCCGUGUGGUGCAGGGAGACAUCGGAGAGGCCAAUGAGGAUGUCACUCAGAUGGUGGAGAUGCUGCACAGCGCCACAGAUAAAUGGGGCUGGCUGACCCGGCGGCUGGUGGAGUUCACCUCCUCUGGCUCAGUCCUCAUUUUUGUCACUAAGAAGUUAAACUGUGAGGAACUGGCUACUAACCUGACCCAGGAGGGUUACAGCCUGGGCCUCCUGCACGGAGACAUGGACCAAAGUGAGAGGAACAAAGUCAUCAGCGACUUUAAGAAACAGAACUUGCCUGUUCUGGUGGCCACUGAUGUAGCUGCUCGUGGUCUGGACAUCCCAUCCAUCCGCACAGUGGUAAACUACGACGUGGCACGAGACAUCGACACGCACACUCACAGGAUUGGUCGAACUGGUCGUGCUGGAGAGAAGGGCGUGGCUUACACUCUCCUCACCAACAAAGACACGACAUUCGCUGGUGACCUCGUGAGAAAUCUAGAGGGCGCCAAUCAAGGCGUUUCCAAAGAACUGAUGGAUUUAGCCAUGCAGAAUUCCUGGUUCAGGAAAUCCAGAUUCAAGGGCGGUCAAGGAAAGAAGAUGAAUAUAGGAGGAGGAGGUCUUGGUUACAGAGAGAGACCCGGCCUGGGGGCUGACAGUUCUGAACGCAGCGGAAACUUUUUGUCUUCCUCUAGUAGCUUUGAAGGCUACAGCAAACCAACCUCUGGGGCAAUGGGAGAUCGCAUGUCUGCUAUGAAACAAGCCUUCCAGGCUCAAUAUAAGAGCCACUUUGUGGCUGCAUCCAGCGGCCCUCCGAAGCUUAGCACUAAGUCUAACAGCUCGUCAUGCUGGACUAGUGCCGGCAGCCUGAGCUCCGUGCCGACUGAGUCCGCCAAUGGUCCCGAGCGGUCCCAGAGCGCCACCAUGUCCAUGUCCAUGUCCGGCUUCACCAGCGCCGGUACCCUGAGCUCUGUGCCCACCAUUCAAACCCCUCCACAGCACAGCUACCCUCCGGCCGCGCCUCCCCCACCGAGAGACACCCCUCGGGACAGACACGGGGAGGACCGGGGGCGCCACGACAGUUACCGCCACGGCGACAGGAUCGAUCGACAAAGUGGUGAGGAUCGCUACGGAGACCGGGAGAGAGACGGCGACCGGGAGCGCCACGGAGACAGAGAUCGCGAUCGCCACGGGGACCGGGACCGCCACAGCAGCAGCCGCCACAGCGAUAGUCGUAAUGGAGAUGGAAGCAGGAGGGACCGAGAGGAUAGGAGGAGUGAGAGGGACGGGGGAGACAGGGGGAGUGGAGAGGGAAGGGACAGGGAGGAUCGGAGGGGUGAGAGGGACGGAGGAGACAGGGGGAGUGGAGAGGGGAGGGACAGGGAGGAUCGGAGGGGUGAGAGGGAUGGGGGAGACAGGGGGAGUGUAGAGGGGAGGGACAGGGAGGAUCGGAGGGGUGAGAGGGACGGGGGAGACAGGGGGAGUGUAGAGGGAAGGGACAGGGAGGAUCGGAGGGGUGAGAGGGACGGGGGAGGGAGUGGAGAAGGGAGAGACAGAGAGGAUCGGCGGAGUGAGAGGGAUGGAGGUGACAGGGGGAGUGGAGAGGGGAGGGACAGAGAGGAUAGGGGGAGUGGAGAGGGCAGGGACAGAGAGGAUAGGGGGAGUGCAGAGGGGAGGGACAGAGAAGAUCGGAGGAGUGAGAGGGACGGAGGAGACAGGGGGAGUGGAGAGGGGAGGGACAGAGGAGACGAUAGCUUUGCUGUCCCUGAACCACCAAAGCGUAGAAAGAGUAGGUGGGACAACUAAAAAAACAUAAACAAACACAUCAAUAGAAUCAUAUGUGCAACUAACUGCUCCAUGAUGAGCUUGUCUGUUGUGUAGGCAGAUAGCAGAGCAUAUCAGAGGCUGACACAAGCACAGGACCAGAGGGGGGAUUUUGUGGACUUUGAAUGAAAGUGUACAGCGGGGUUGAUUAGGACCUCAUGAUUUGGUCAAAGCUCAAAAGAGUGUCGGACAGAUCAACAAAAGCAGCUCAGAGCCAGUCACUGUACAUUUAUCAUAAGGCUGUUGUAAGUCGCUAGGAUCCAACAAUAGAGCUGUCAUGAAUCCUGCUGUCAGUAAACGAUUCAAAACUAUUAUUAUGUUGUUUAUUGUCUUGUUUCAUCUCACUGAGCUCGUAACAUGCUUUUGUGCUCGUAAACCUGAGGCUUUCUUUGUUUUCUAAUUCUUUGCAACGUGUUUGUGUGUUUGCAUUUUGUCAAUGUACAAAGCUAACUCUUAAAACUGUUUUUAUUUUGUGCCUGUGAUGAUUCACAGUCACACAUGUUAAAACUACGUAGCUCUUUCUGUGUCUUGUAUUCAAGUUACAGUGACGUGUCUUCUGCAUUUUAGUUGGUCUAUGCUUUUGAAAUGUUUUUCAAGAAGGAAAUGUGUUUGUAUGAGAGGAAUUUAAAGUGUUCAUUCACACGUGGAAAAUUAAGUUUUGAUUAAAAAGACUCCUUUGGCAUCUA
This is a messenger RNA of Cyclopterus lumpus (lumpfish), 3955 nucleotides long. RefSeq names its product DEAD (Asp-Glu-Ala-Asp) box helicase 42 (gene ddx42). The transcript has 18 exons. NCBI's taxonomy places the organism in Eukaryota, Metazoa, Chordata, Actinopteri, Perciformes, Cyclopteridae. Gene Ontology annotation, molecular function: RNA helicase activity; ATP binding; RNA binding. The record is from RefSeq and is a predicted model, not a curated record. The coding region runs from base 108 to 3251 and encodes 1047 amino acids.